Molecule: messenger RNA, 1997 nt
Organism: Myripristis murdjan (pinecone soldierfish)
Lineage: Eukaryota; Metazoa; Chordata; Actinopteri; Holocentriformes; Holocentridae
Gene: nipsnap3a
Product: nipsnap homolog 3A (C. elegans)
Exons: 6
Coding region: 60-812 (250 amino acids)
Cellular component (GO): mitochondrion
Source: RefSeq, a predicted model, not a curated record
ACUUCCUAGCAGCGCUCACUUCCUCCUCAGUUGAACUUGUUCUGUCACUUUCCUCCAACAUGUUGAAGCUGUGUGCGGCUCUGAGGCCGGCGGGUCUGCUGCAGAGAGCCGCUGCUGCUGCUGCUGCGCCUCGUGCGCGACUCUCAACCGGCCCCCAGCAGCAACACGGCACCUUCUACGAGUUCCGCACCUACUGCAUCCGGCCCGACCAGAACGCCGCCUUCCUCAAACUGACCAACGAGAAGGUCCACCUGCGCACCGCACACUCCAAGCUGAUUGGCUACUGGAGCGUGGAGUACGGCGGCCUCAACCAGGUGUUUCAUAUCUGGAAGUAUGACAGUUACUCCCAGCGGGCUGGCGUGCGGGCCGCCCUGUCCCAGGACGCCCAGUGGAUCAGCGAGUACAUCUCCAAGGCCAUGCCCAUGCUGACGUCCCAGGACAACGAGGUGGUCUACCUGGUUCCCUGGAGCCAAAUCAAGCCACCGCCACAGGAGGGAGGAGUGUAUGAGCUGGUUUCCUUCCAGAUGCGUCCCGGCGGUCCGGCCGUUUGGGGCGAGGCCUUCCGGGCUGCCGUCAGCUCCCAUGAUGCCCCGGGGUACGGCAGCCUGGUGGGCGUGUUCCACAGCGAGGUCGGCCAUCUGAACCGAGUCCACGCUCUCUGGUGGUACGAGAGUCCCGACCAGCGAGCCGCCGUGCGACACAAAUCUCACAGCGACGCCCGGGUCGUCGCCGCCGUCAGAGAAAGUGUUUCCUUCCUGGAGUCUCAGAGCAACAAGCUCAUGUUCCCGUGUCUUUUCUCUCCGCUCAAGUAACAAACUGACCAGAGGAGCGAGGCCUGGACGCCGCCAUCAGCCAGACACACACACACACAGAGAACACACACACACACACACACUGCUGAGAGACACUACAGCUUCAGUAACGAGCUCGUUAGGGUCAGAGUUCAUUCUCAGGCUCAGCUAACGGGCUCAGUUUAGCAUGUUAGCAUGUUAGCAUCAUUCAGCUAACAGCCACACUACCCUCCACGCCUCACGAACAAAAAAUAACAAAAACGUCACUCGUCACCUCUGCUGCCUCCAGGUGGCGUCGCCUGCGAGCUGCUGUGUGUUUCAGCAGGUUAGAUCAGAGUCAAACUGUUUGCUGCUGGGUGUCCAUACAGCUGACUCAGCAUUAAUCCCAGUUUUCAGGUGUUUUUUUCUUCUCCACUAAACCACAACACUUUAUUCUGUAACGACCAAACAGCCACGGCUACAGAGGAGCAUCAGGACCACACACACGUUUAAAAAACAAACUGAAUCCUGAGGUUAAUCUCAGGAUUAUGAGGGGAAAAAAGUCAGAAUUGUGACUUUAAUCUCUGAAUUGGGAGAUUAUGGCUAAUUUAGAAUUCUGAUUUCCUGUCAAAAUCCUGCCCUUUUUCUGCCUCUGUAAUCUGACUUGUUUAAAAACAUUUUGUGCGGUCCUAAUCCUGUAAACGGUGCCGUGACGAUUCCAGUUCUGUGAUCCUGCUGUUGAAGUCUGACCUCUGAGCCUCGGGGUCAAAGGUCAGACUCAGGACGGACCUGCUGAUGUGCCGUUAGCACCUGAACACUUUAACACUUCACUGCACUAGAGAAGGACUUCCUGUUACUGAGUGAAACACGUGGUUUUACUGCUUAGAACGAUCAAAACAACAACAACAACAACAACAACAACAACAACAACAUGCAUGAUGACUGUGUGAGGCGUUCAGGGCCGAGUCCGUUCUCCCUGUGAGGAUCAAACUGAGCUCCUCCUGCUCUGAAAACACAUCGUCUACCUGCAGCGAUCAUUACCUGCUCUAACUGUAUUAAUAAUGAGAAUGUGAGUAAUUGUUUACAUAUUAAUGAUUUCCUAAUUAAUCUCCAUCAUUCCAUGUUAACCUUUCCCCCCAAGAUAAGUGAUCAUGUUUACACCACGCAGAGAAAUGUCUGACAUCUUUAUUAAAAAAAUGAACUGUGAUAAAGAAAUAAAUGAAUUAG